AUGUCGGGCUGGUGGUGCUCUGGCCGAGAACGUGUAGUCAUUCUUGGGUCAGGAUGGGCAGGCUUCACCGUUGCCCGCGCUCUUGACCCCUCAAAGUAUCAAACUAUUGUAGUUUCUCCCCGGUCAUACUUUGCCUUUACCCCUCUGCUUGCUUCUACAGCAGUAGGCACACUGGAAUUCAGAACUGCACUAGAACCUGUCCGGAGCCGAAGGACCAAAGUGGAAUUUCUGCAGGGCUGGGCUGAUGAUGUGGAUUUCAAGAAUCGAACCAUUACUAUUGAAGAGGCGGUCGAUGAUCCGAAGCAAGGUGUGGCGCUGACGACUGACCGACACGCGGGAAAGACUGCAGAGCAGAGGGCUCUUGAGAAGAAGCAGGAGACCAAAGAGGGCAAAAUGUUCGAUGUGAACUACGACAAGUUGAUCGUUACCGUGGGCUGCUACAGCCAGACAUUUGGCACACCGGGUGUCAAGGAACAUGCCUUCUUCCUCAAAGAUGUGGGCGACGCACGCAGAAUCCGAAACCGCAUUCUAGCCUGCUUCGAAGGCGCUGCUCUUCCUACCACUCCUGUGGACAUGAAGCGUCAACUACUAAACUUUGCCGUUGUAGGUGGCGGACCAACCGGCAUCGAGUUCAGCGCCGAACUCCACGACCUGAUUAAUGAAGACUUGAAGAAGCUAUACCCAGAACUCAUCAAGUAUCACAAGAUCACCGUUUACGACGUAGCCGAAAAAGUUCUCCCCAUGUUCGACAAGAAACUAGCCGACUAUGCCAUGCAAAAGUUCAAGCGCGAAGGCAUCGACAUCAAGACGAGUCAUCACGUCGAGGAGCUGCGUGCCGGAGCACCCGUGAAAACGAGUAACUCGGGAAAAGUCCAAGACUCGCACCUAUAUACUCUCAAGGUCAAAGAACAAGGCGAAAUCGGCGUGGGCAUGUGUGUAUGGAGCACAGGCCUAAUGCAAAACCCCUUCGUCCACACCGCGCUCUCCAGCGUCCGCUCCGCCCCUUCCAACCUCAUAACCCCUUCUCCCUCAUCCUCUUCACCCUCCUCCGUCCAAUGGACCGUAAAAAAAGACCCAAAAACCGGUUCCAUAGUAACAGACUCCCAUCUCCGCGUUAAACUCGUUCCCGCCGAUUCAUCUCCCUCUUCUUCCUCUUCUUCAUCCCCAGAACCCUCAUCUUCCGCUUCCGCGUCAGAAAAAACAGAAGCAAUACACCCAGACGUCUUCGCCCUAGGCGACUGCGGCACAAUCGAUGCAACAAACUAUCCCGCCACCGCGCAAGUCGCAAGCCAGAAAGCCGUCUGGCUCGCCAAACAACUGAAUAAAUCGUCAACCCUACAAAGUUCAGCAAAGGGCUUCACGUACCGCGAUCUAGGCACGCUGGCCUACAUUGGUAAUUGGAAUGCACUGUUCCAGGGCGGCGGCAAGUGGGGAGGCAGAUUACAAGGGUAUGUAGCGUGGAUUAUCUGGCGGGGAGCGUAUAUCACGCGAACGGUGAGUUUGCGGAAUAAAGUGCUUGUGCCUGUGUAUUGGGUUGUGAAUUGGGUGUUUGGGCGGGAUAUAAGUCGAUUUUGA
This is a messenger RNA of Bipolaris victoriae FI3, 1575 nucleotides long. RefSeq lists its product as hypothetical. Gene Ontology annotation, molecular function: NADH dehydrogenase activity. The record is from RefSeq and is a predicted model, not a curated record. The transcript is spliced from 3 exons. Lineage: Eukaryota; Fungi; Ascomycota; Dothideomycetes; Pleosporales; Pleosporaceae. Bases 1 to 1575 code for a protein of 524 amino acids.